Molecule: messenger RNA, 1515 nt
Organism: Psylliodes chrysocephalus
Lineage: Eukaryota; Metazoa; Arthropoda; Insecta; Coleoptera; Chrysomelidae
Source: the annotation of a GenBank genome assembly
GUCAGUUUUAUAUGGAGUUGGUUUUUUGUUUAUGUUUUUAUAAGACGGAUUUUAGUUUUUAUGCUUUCGAUUUUUAAAGUGUAUGUGCUCUCGCUAGUUUCGGUUAAAUUUUAGAUUAACACGUGUAAUUAUUUGUCGAAAUUUAUUCUGCCCGCGUUUGUGGUGUAUUGGUACUGUUUUUGUGGGCCUAUGCCGGUCAUAAAAUAGACUAAAAUGGCUCAUUUCACGUUCUUAAUACCUCGACAAACGGACGAUUUAUUAAAAAGUAGUAUAAACGAUGAUUACUACGUUAAAAAUGUGUCUGUACAGAAAGAUAUUCCGAAUGAAUUAAAGGGUUGUAGAUUAUCUUUGCGAGAAGAAGGAGCUGAAUUUAUUCUUGAUUCUUUCGAUACAUAUUUUUCUGUUCUACAUCAUGGUGAUUCGCUUAGUAUGGCUCUUAUAUAUCAAGCUUUCGAAGAUUUGCAUAAAGGUGCAAUAGAACUUAACAAAGCAUUAGGCUUCCUACUGGACGAUAAAGACAAUCUUAAUGACGAAACAACAGCUAAAUACAAAAACAUUUUAAAGAUGUUAAUCUACUUAUAUACACAAAUAGUAUUACUAUUAGAAAAACGUGUUUUAGCUAAAAAGGAACAGCAAAUAUCUCUAAAAGGGAAAAAGAAAUCUGUGAAAGAUGCAGAUGAAGAAUUUUAUGUUGACAAAAAAAGUGUCUUACUCAUACUUAACAAUAUCAUACAACGUGAAAUAUCUCUAUUCUGGGACGACCAGGCGAUAGAAGAAACCUUUAUUAACACAAUUUCCGGAAUUUGUUACGAAUUUUUACAAAAUCCUUCCGUAAAAAAAGAAAAAGAAGAAUUUAAUGAAAUUUUUAAUGUUCUUGGAUACCUGAUGAAGGCUUAUAAUCAUGGUACGACUUUUAUAGUGAGGAUAACGCAACUUAUUAAAUUACAUGAACAUUUAAUCCACUGCGUGCCGAAUGGUAUUAAAUAUUUGGUGCAGAAUUUUAAUUAUAAACGAUUAUUGCACGAGUUUAUCGAGGAGUUGACUGAAUGGCAAACUGAUGAGAGACAUCAAGAUGCACAGGGUUCGCGACAUUGCGCUACAGUCUUGUCUUCCUUAGCAGCUCUUUUACCUGACCUCAUGAUGCCAGAAGUCGUAUCGUUGAACAAUUAUUUAUACUACGAGCCUGCAAGUCUUCGAAUAUCAGUUAUAAUGGUAAUGGUCGAAGUUAUACUCAGCAAUUUGACCAACGACGAGUUAGACGAUGAACAGAGAAAAUUUCGGGACGAACUUUUCGGAAUCCUCAUGGAACAUUCUGAAGAUGUUUCUGCUAUGGUUAGAGCCAAAGUUUUUAAUCAAUGGGCCAGAUUACAAAAAGAAAUGGCAAUCCCGCUGAAAUUUCAAUUGCAAGUUUUGGAGAUAUGCGUGGAGCACUUGCGCGAUAAAGGCCCUUUGGCAAGAAAAUUUGCCGCUCAUUGCGUCACGACUUUCCUGUCUUGUAACGGAUUCAGUUCCAAU